UAUUCAACUUUUGUUGACGAUAGACUUUUUCGCGCCGGUCGCAACCAAGACUUUUUUGCUUUGUCUUUUGUUUACUCACACAUACACACACACUGCAGUAACAUUUUCAUACAAAACAAAUCGUUUUUUGGUUUCUUUUUAUAUUAUUGAAACAAUUUCUUUUUCUGAAGAAAAGUGUUUUUCCAACUCACCGGAUGGAUGACGAGGACCCACCUCCUCGUUUUUUGCCGAGGAGGAAAUAUGAGGCUGGAAGUAACCCGGACAGCAAGAAGUUUAAAAAUCUUCAAACACCAACAACAAUAAAAAACAAAAUGGUUUUUGUUUCGGAAACGAGUUCACCAACACCAACAACAUCUACAGCUGCACAAGUUACUGAAGACACCAGUCAUCAAAACAAUGAUACAAAUGAAAUUAUUUCUAAAAAUACUAAUAACCCCACUACCAAUUAUCCCAAUACCAUUAUUUCCAACACAAAUAGAUCCAAUCCCAAUAAUCCAAACAAUAGCGCCAACACCGAUAAAUCCAUCAUUUCACAAUCCAUUCAUCCCAACAACUCACACUCCAACCAUCCCACUCCCAUAGCGGCCACAACUAACACCAAUCAAGAAGAUUUUCACAACUACAAAACAUAUCAAAAUACACAGAUUCUCUACAACAAACUGCAUCCUGGUCCUUUUUAUGUAUUAGUUAAGACUGAUGAACCCAUCAGCUCAAAGAGGAAAAAUUCUGAGCUUCAUUUAUAUGCAAAGCUAACUAAUGCAAACAUAAAUUAUCAUUUUGUUUCAAAAAACAUAGCAUACAAGACUUUCCGUUUAACUUUCAACAACAGCGAUUCAGCGAAUAGUUUUGUUUUGGAUUCGAAAGUAAAGCAAAUUGGCCUUAAUGCAUUUAUACCGGAUACAUUUGUGCAAAAAUUUUAUGUUGUAAAAUCGGUACCUACUUUUUUCAGCGGCAAAAUGAUCAUAGAUCAAAUCAAUAACAGCGAUAAUGAUUUUAAAGCGGUGUCUGUAUACCGUUUCAAUUAUAAGAACGAAAAUGGACAAUACGUCCCAUCACAAACAAUUAAAAUAGGAAUUGUAGCGAACUUCAUGAGCUACAAAAAGUUCUUGAUAUGAAGAAGAAGCCAUCUGCAGCUGGCCUGGAUGGCAUAACAUAUGAAAUGGUAAAUAAUCUUUCCAUACAAUCCAAACACCAUCUUUUAGUCGCAUAUAAUAAAUUAUGGAGAAACUGCAAUUAUCUUGAUGAAUGGAGAGAAAUCAAAAUUGUGCCCAUUCCCAAAAAAGACAAAGAUCUGGAUAUUCCAACUAAUUUCAGGCCAAUUGCCUUGAUUUCUGUUUUUGCAAAAAUAAUAAAUCUAAUGGUAAAGCAACGCCUAAAUCUCUAUAUUGAUGAUAACAAAUUGCUUCCACAUAGAUCAUAUGCCUAUAGGAAACACGUAUCUACAUCAACAUGCAUCAACGACAUUCUUCACACAAUAAACUUUCACAAGGAAAGAAAUGAGAAAGUUGUUAUACUAUCAAUGGAUGUAUCUAAGGCCUAUGAAUGUGUAGACAUCAGCUGUCUACGAAUGAUCUUGCAACAAUUGGAUAUUCCCGAGCAAAUCAGAACUUGGAUCCUAAACUUUCUAUGCAAAAGAACACUCAGAAUGGGAAACUCCCUGCUAAAUAUUUACAAUGGCAUUCCUCAAGGAAGUUGUUUAAGCCCAACUCUGUUUAAUUUAUACACACUAGGCCUGCAUGGUAUUUCAGAUGGGAACACUAAUCUUUUUCAAUACGCUGAUGACUUCAUUCUAUUAGUUCACGACUUCGACUUUGAUCUGGCAAAUAGAAUUUUACAAAAAAAAGCAAGUAAUUUCGUCAACUUACUUAUGAAAUUAAACCUUAGCGUCAAUAUAGAAAAAACAGCUGUUAUGUAUGUUGCCAAAGGAGGCCGUAAGAAACCUCAUGUCAUGAUCAAUGGAAACCAGGUUAAAGUUGUAACAUCCAUAAAAUUUUUGGGUAGACACAUUAAAAACAGUCUGUCCUUGAAAGAACAUUACGAUGAGGUGAUACUAUCUUGCAAAAACACUUUAAACGCUCUAAAGAUGGUAACUGGCCCAAAGAAAGGAUUACAUCCAGCAAAAGCAGUAAAUUUAAGUAAAUCUCUGAUUUUUUCCAAGACAGAAUAUGCAAUAUCAUCAAUGGCUCACAGACCAGCAUACAUAAAUAAAAAAUUAACUUCUUUUCAAAAUCAACUUUUAAGAAGAAACUUGGGACUGGUGCCAUCAACGCCAAAUCAUGUUGUAUGUGCUCUCGCUGGUAUUCUUCCAACGGAUUUAAGAGCCCGACAGCUUGCGGCUAAAGAGUUGUUAAGAUUAAAAAUUUAUAAUCUUUCUCUAUAUGAUUACUUCACAACGAACUCAUCUCAGAAAACGAGCAUUGGAUACGUCUACAACAAUUUCAAAAACAUAUUUGAUAAAACAAGAAUUGGUUACAACGUAAAAUCGUCAAAAAUUGAGACAAAACUAAACAUUUUUAAUUUCUCAAAAAAUGAUGUUGCUUCUGAGUGCAUACAAUCUCAUUUUCGCAAAAUGUUUAACGAGCUAAAAUCUCAAGGGGUUUCCAUUUGGGCAACAGAUGCCUCGGUAACAAAUAAUAACACAGGAUGCGCUGUCUGUAACAUAUCCUCAAGUCAGAACUUCUUAUUUAAAAUCGAAGAAAAGUUAUCUUCUCUAGCUGGAGAACUACGAGCUAUAGAAAAAGCUAUAGAUAUAAUAAUUGAAGACGGAAUCAGCAUGGCUGCGAUCUUCACAGACAGUAAAAAUGCGUGUCUUCUUUUACAAGAUAACUCCUCCAACAAUUACACCACAUACAACAUAAUACAAAAAAUUAAUAACUCAUCUAUAUGCAAAGUGACUUUUAUUUGGGUUCCAUCACAUGUUGGAAUUUCCUUAAAUGAAACUGCCGAUUUCUAUGCAAAACAAGCUACGGAAGCUGGAUGUGUUAUACCAUACGAACUCUCGGUCACAGAUGCAAUCCAAAAGAUUGAAGCAAAUCUCUGGAACGAUUUUGUUGAACGUUUCAAAGAAACUUCUCUGCACAAAGGAUCUUAUUUCUUCCGCUUCUUCCCAAAUCCUCCCAAACAACCAUGGUAUAAAAACUCUAGCAUGAAACCUGAAAACAUAAAAAUCAUUAAUAGACUUUUUACUGGACAUACAUAUACCAAAAAAUAUUUUCACCGUGUUGGUAUUUCCAACUCCAGUUUAUGCGAGACCUGCAAUGUGAUCGAGGAUGAAAAUCACAUUAUCUUCCACUGCAAGAAAUUUAAUAGAGAAAGAAAUGAACACAACCUUUUUAAAACACACAAUAACUUACCGGAUGUCCUCAUGGCCAAAGAUUUUCAACUCAUAGAUGAUCUCCUGAAUUUCAUUAGCAAAUGUAAAAUUGUUUUAUGAAAUCAAUUAAUCUUUUUAUCCUGUCAAAAUCAAAA
Musca domestica (house fly) is the source of this 3468-nucleotide messenger RNA. Its product is annotated as conserved oligomeric Golgi complex subunit 8-like. The transcript has 2 exons. NCBI's taxonomy places the organism in Eukaryota, Metazoa, Arthropoda, Insecta, Diptera, Muscidae. Bases 195 to 1115 code for a protein of 306 amino acids. The record is from RefSeq and is a predicted model, not a curated record.